UGCCACACUUCCUACAUCAAAGUGAUCGAUUUUUUCGGGCUCAUGGAAUUUCGAGAGAGGAGGAAAUAUGUCUCCAGAAUUCAGGUGACUGCGGAUUUGUGGAAAUUCAUCUUCAAAGAGCUACAAAGCGAAUCCAUGUUGACAGAUGAUACUGGAGUUUCGAAGAUUAUGUCGUUAAAAAAAGGCGACUGGAUUCUCAGGUACGUCAAGGUUCCUUUUAGUGAAUUGAUCAAUAAUUACAUAACCGAGGUCGAUUACGAUGGGAGCCUUCUGUUGUGGCACAUUGCAACAGAACUCUGCUACAAUGUUGAUAAAUUAUGUGAUCAAACAAAUAACCGUCUCCGAGAAACUAGCAAGACGUUGUCGGAAUACAUGUUGAAUCUUAUCCGUGUGCAACCUACGCUGAUGUCCUCCGUGGCGGGUAUCGCGAAAAUGCGUUUCGGAGAUACUUUAGCCGAGGCGCACAGAUUCUUCGCCGGUCGAAUAGAAGGAGGAUCGCUGGACUUUGAAGAUGCCUGUACAAGACUUCUUAAGGUGGAUACGGAGGAUUAUAAGCCUGCGACUGUGAAGGGGAAGAAGAGCAAGUCGGUGCUGUUCGAUGCGUGUGUUCUGGCCAAAGAGCUGAGGAAUAUGGAGGAGAAAAAUAGGUGGGAAUUUGUGAGCAAAAUAUGGGUUGGAUUGUUGUCGUACGCUGCUUGCCGGUGCAGACCAAGUCCACAUCUCGAUUUGCUCGGGAAAGGUGGAGAGCUUAUUACGUAUGUUUGGUUGUUGAUGGCUCAUUUUGGGGUAGGGAAGCAGUUGUAUGUGACUGAGGACCAUGCCACGGCAAAGUUGAUUGUGGACAUGUAAACAACAUUGUCUGAAAAAGUUGUUAGCCAAU
Messenger RNA from Morus notabilis, 880 nucleotides. RefSeq lists its product as uncharacterized. The transcript has a single exon. Bases 43 to 849 code for a protein of 268 amino acids. The record is from RefSeq and is a predicted model, not a curated record. NCBI's taxonomy places the organism in Eukaryota, Viridiplantae, Streptophyta, Magnoliopsida, Rosales, Moraceae.